Messenger RNA from Aspergillus steynii IBT 23096, 2789 nucleotides. Its product is annotated as putative APSES transcription factor. Lineage: Eukaryota; Fungi; Ascomycota; Eurotiomycetes; Eurotiales; Aspergillaceae. The transcript has 3 exons. Gene Ontology annotation, molecular function: DNA binding; protein binding; transcription regulator activity. The record is from RefSeq and is a predicted model, not a curated record. Gene Ontology annotation, cellular component: MBF transcription complex; SBF transcription complex. The coding region runs from base 255 to 2339 and encodes 694 amino acids.
CUGCAAAGCACCGCGUUGCUGCGACAUCACCAAGCCUGCGAAGAAGCCACUCGUGGCUGUGAUCGAGUCCUUGUCUUUCGGUGCUGGUGCUGGAUUUUACUCUAUUGGGCCUGUUUCUCGCCCAUCACUGUUGAUGCCUGGCAGGAAGUGAGUCCAGGCUUUUGGAUUGCCGUGUGAAGCCGCGAUCGCGUCGAUACUUGCUGCUGCUGUCCGGGAACCUACUGAAUCAAACCCGGCUUACGGAGACGUACAUCAUGGCGGUGGACUUUUCAAAGGUCUACUCUGCUACCUAUAGCAGUGUCCCGGUCUAUGAAUUCAAGAUAGACACGGACAGUGUUAUGCGAAGGCGGGCGGACGAUUGGAUUAACGCAACUCAUAUUCUCAAAGUUGCUGGAUUCGACAAGCCGGCACGAACCCGUAUUCUCGAGCGUGAGGUACAGAAAGGGGUCCACGAAAAGGUACAAGGUGGUUACGGUAAAUAUCAAGGAACGUGGAUUCCGCUUCCCGAAGGUCGUUUGCUCGCUGAACGCAACAACAUCAUCGACAAACUACGGCCGAUCUUCGAUUAUGUCGCGGGCGAUCGAAGUCCUCCGCCUGCGCCCAAACAUACAUCCGCAGCUUCGAGACCAAGGGCCCCGAAAAAUGCCAACAAGAGGGUUACGAGUGAGGAGGUCUUCAGUGCGGUUAAGCCGCAUCGUAGCAUGGGGCCGCCGCCGACCUUUUCUCACGACCAGUAUGAGAUCAAUGCCGGAUUCGAUGAAGAUGAGUCGAUGGAGCAAACAACCUUGGAGUCUUCUUCCAUGGUGGCGGACGAGGAGAUGAUGACCAUGUCCCAGAAUGGUCCAUACUCCCGAAAACGCAAACGUGGUAUGAAUGAGGUGGCUGCAAUGUCACUGAGCGAACAGGAGCAUAUUCUCUAUGGAGACCAGCUUCUAGAUUAUUUUAUGACGGUGGGAGAUGCCCCAGAGGCGACGCGCGUCCCCCCUCCAGAGCCUCCGGCCAAUUUCCAGGUUGAUCGUCCAAUCGACGACUCGGGCAACACGGCACUUCAUUGGGCUUGUGCAAUGGGUGAUUUGGAAAUAGUGAAAGAUCUUCUGCGGAGGGGAGCGGAUAUAAAAGCGCUGUCAGUGCAUGAAGAGACCCCGCUUGUGCGUGCUGUCUUGUUCACGAAUAACUAUGAGAAACGGACGUUUCCAGCGCUAUUGGAACUCCUGCUCGAUACUGUCUCGUUCAGGGACUGGUUUGGUGCCACCAUUUUCCACCAUAUCUCCGAAACCACCAGGAGCAAAGGGAAAUGGAAAAGUUCGCGGUAUUACUGUGAGGUGCUGCUGGAGAAACUGCGAUCUACAUUUUCCUCGGAUGACAUCGAACUGUUACUGUCUUGUCAAGACUCAAAUGGAGACACGGCGGCUUUGGUGGCCGCUCGGAAUGGCGCUUUUCGCCUGGUGAACCUGCUAUUUACGCACUGCGCGCGGGCUGGGGACCUGAUUAACAAAAAAGGCGAAACAGCGGCUGGCCUUACGCAAAGGGCACACCAUUCCGAGCGGGAAAUCCCGCCAGCACCUUCGUCUAUCACGAUGGGAAAUGAUCACGUCGAUGGUGAAGCGAAUGGCCCCAUCAACUCCGACCAUCAGUCUGUUGCUCUACCGCAGGACUCGUCCUCUGCUACAUCAACGCUCCUAUCUAAAAUAAGUGUUAUCAUGGCCGAAGCCAACAAGAAGCUUGCAGUGAGCUACGGGAGCUCCAAGGCCAAUCAGCAAGACUCAGAUGACGUUGCGAACCCGGAGGCUCUAUAUGAGCAAUUGGAGUUGGAUCGACAGAAGAUCAAGAAGCAACUGGCCAUUUUAACGGCAAGAGAGGCCCAAGAAGAGUCCAUUGACACGCAACUGGAGCGGUAUGAGCGACUGAGAAGUAGCUACGAGUCGCUUCUCGAGCAAAUACAGCAAUUCCGUCUGCAAAAGCGACUUCUCUCAACCCCAUUACCCGCGAAGGAAAACACGGCCCCGUCCUCGACAGACCAAGACAAACUCCUCAAUAUCUAUCGACUUAGCCGAGAGUUGUGUUUGGCGCAGAAAGUUCGACGCGAUGCUGUCAAAGAACUCGCUCAGCAGACUGCUGAUGCCGGUGUCAGCACUAAAUUUGAUGUUCACCGCAAGCUUGUCGCUCUUGCAACCGGACUCAAGGAAGAGGAAUUGGAUCCAAUGGCUGCUGAACUAGCAGAGACCCUGGAAUUCGACCGUAUGAAUGGCAAGGGCCCAGGGGCGGAGUCGCCGGAGCCUGAACAGAAGGACUCGGCGUCAUUUCCCUUCCCCGGACCUACAGUGUCUGUGGAUGCGUAGAUGUGCUGGGAAUGAUGUCUUUCGAGUGCUCGAUUUGUAUACGAUGUAUCAUGUGACCCAUGGAGUUGUGGUGGUUGUGAUCUUUUUUUUUGCCUGCCUAUCUCUUUCCAUGUCUUUUUGGAUAUACCACUCUUUAUUGUUUUGAACGCGGGACCUUUGUCUUUCUUUCCUAUUACUUCUGGCGGGGAUAUCUCAGAUUCUGUCUUGCCAGCAGAUACCCAAUAUUUCCUUGUGACCUUUCUUCUGCUCUGAUCUCCUCCUCCCCCCCCCCUCAAUGCCUAUGAUUAAUUCGAUGUCCCGUUGUACUCAGCCCUUGGAAGACGCUCAUUGUUUGGAUGUGCCAAAAGCAGCUCACGAUACUACUCAGUGUGUGACUUCGCUGAGCAUACUGAAGUGGGUGUUUGUACAUACAUACAUGACAGGCUAAUAACAUAAUAUUCGAAGCCGACU